This is a messenger RNA of Stegostoma tigrinum, 10809 nucleotides long. It is a transcript of the gene synrg, whose product is annotated as synergin, gamma. Gene Ontology annotation, molecular function: protein binding. The record is from RefSeq and is a predicted model, not a curated record. NCBI's taxonomy places the organism in Eukaryota, Metazoa, Chordata, Chondrichthyes, Orectolobiformes, Stegostomatidae. Gene Ontology annotation, cellular component: clathrin coat of trans-Golgi network vesicle. Bases 27 to 4322 code for a protein of 1431 amino acids. The transcript is spliced from 23 exons.
CUGGUUGACAAGGAGCCGAAUCAAAGAUGGCGCUGCGACCAGGCGGUGGCGGCGGUGGUAGCAGCAGCAAUGGCACUGGCGGUAACGGCAGUGGCUUCAUGUUCCCAGUAUCAGGGGGAUUAGUUCCUCCCCAAGGAAUGAUGUCCAUGCAACAGCAGCAGCAGCAACCGCAGGGAUUCCCCAUGGUACCUGUGAUGCAGCCCAACAUACAGGGCAUGAUGGGAAUGAAUUUUGGUUCACAGAUGCCUCCAGGAGCAAUACCCAUGCAGAGUGGAAUGGCAAUGGGACCAAUGCCACCAGCCGGAAUGUCAUUUAUGCCACAGCAUCAUUACAUGGGGAUUCGUCCUUCUCCGCCACAGUACACUCCAGAUAUGCAAAAACAGUUUGCUGAAGAGCAGCAGAAACGAUUUGAACAGCAGCAAAAGAUGAUGGAAGAGGAGCGAAAGCGACGGCAGUUCGAAGAACAGAAACAAAAGUUGCGUCUUCUGAGUAGUGUGAAGCCUAAGCUCGGGGAAAAGAACCGGGAUGAUGCCUUGGAAGCCAUUAAAGGAAACCUUGCUGGAUUCACAAGGGAUGCAAAGAUGCACCCAGGCCCUUCUUCACUUCCUAAUAAAUCAGAUGCUCCCCAGUCAUCCCUAUCAGCUGCCCCUCCUUCCCAAUCCCCUGCCUUUCCUGACGAUGAAGAAUUCAGUGACUUUAUUCAAGGGCCUGAAUCUGCCGCACCUGCGGCUCCCACCAGUUUCCAGUCUUUCCAACCCUUCCACCCCACAUUACAGUCUGGGCUGCAGUCUGAGAACGCUGCAGUUCCAGCACAGCCUGUUGCUUCAGCCCAUCCCUCAGCUGCAAUUUCAUUGUAUGCUACAGCAGGUCACUCAGCAAAAAACAGCCAAGGCCCUUCAUUGGAGGAGAAAAUGUUUGCUUCCUGUGAUCUCAGCAUGCCUAAGCAGGCAAAUGUUAAAUUUAACCAGUCUCAACCCUUGGCUGACAUUGGGUCUAAAGCCUCAGUCUCAACUCAGUUUCAGCCCAGUGCCAAGGCCUGUAACUGGGCAAUCCAAACUGAAAACCUCGCUGGUGUAUUCACAACAGACAGGCCAAAGGAUUCCGAACCAGAGACAGCUGCCAGAGAGAGUGGAGUGUACCCACCACAGGAAACAAUUCAGCCAAUGUUACCACCUUGGCUUUUCAAUGACAGUCUUGUCCCAGAACUCUACAAGAAAGUUCUAGAAGCUACUCUUACCCCAGCGGGCAUUGAUACAGCAAAGCUUUACCCAAUUCUUCUCUCGUCUGGCUUACCAAGGGAGAUUCUGGGUCAGAUAUGGGCUUUUGCCAAUCGAGCAACACCAGGCAAACUUACAAAAGAGGAGCUCUACACUGUAUUGGCUAUGAUAGCUAUGUCGCAGAGAGGCGUACCUGCACUGAAUCUUGAAAAUCUGAACCAGUUUCCAUCUGCUCCUAUACCUACGUUAAGUGGGACUCCACUGACAUUGCCUACUUCAGUGCCACAGCAACCUAUGAUAUCGGUGCCAACUGGCGGAAGUGCAUCUAUGUCUGUGCGUCCAGGCCAGUCUGUGGUAGGAAUGAAUCUUCCUGUACCAGUAGGUGGCAGUACGACCCAAGUUUCCAGCAGUUUUGUGACCUCUUUCCCUGGCGGCCAGCCUGCAAAAUCCGACGAUGACGAUUUCCAGGAGUUUCAGGAGGCUCCCAAGCCCAGCACAGUUGAUGACUCAUUCAAGGGAUUCAAGAAUGAAACCUCUGGAAGCUUAUCAAAAACAGCAACCACACAGAGCACAAUCAGCACGCACACAUUACUGACCCCAAUUUCAGGAACCUCUGCACCUUCUUCAGUGGACAAAUAUGCUGUCUUUAAGGACUUGACAGAAGAUAAACCUGCAGAUAGCUCUUCAUUUGCAGAUUUUGGUGACAAAUACAGUGUUUUUCGUGAACUUGGCCAGAGUGCAGAGAAUAAAUCCUCAGGGGAGGGCUUUGCAGAAUUCAAGUCACCAGGAAAUGAUGAUGGAUUCACAGACUUCAAAACUGCAGACAGCAUUUCACCAGUAGACUCAUCAGAGCAAGCAAAGGCAUUCUCAACAACAUUUCCUUCUGUGCCAUAUCUUCAACCGCAACUGCAACCAGUAACACAGCCUAAAGACUCUUUCAAUCUCUCGGACCUUUUUACCUCUGUCAGUAGCACUGGAGAGAGCAGUUCUGUGUCAUUUCCACCAGUUUUUGUGACAUCAUCCAUUUCCUCAUCUGUAUGUGUUACAUCUUCAUUGUCAUCACUAUCAUCUGGUACUUUUUCCACAGCCGGUAGCAAAACUGCUGGUGGAACUGAUGACUUUGGCGAUUUCAGUCUUUUUGGUGUAGCAGCCAGCACUACUUCAGGUGGGGGUUGGGGUCAGGAUGAAUUUGCUGAUUUUAUAGCUUUUGGCAGCUCCAACACCACUGGAUCCUCUGAACAAAAGUCAAAUGAUAAAUAUAGUGUUUUCAGGCAGGAGAAGAAUGAUGGCUUCACAGCAUCUUUUGAUGCCUCACUUGGCACAGCAGAAGGUGGACAACAACCUUCAACCACUGCUGUAGACAAAUAUGAUGUCUUUAAACAGAUACCUGAAGAAGGGUCUGUAAUGGGCUUUGAGGAACAAAAAGACAAUUCCUCCCUUUCCCAAGAAAAGAAUGAGGAUGACUUCCCAGUUACCAAGCUGUCCCUUGCAUUCGGCACCUCGGACAAGGCUUUUGUAGACAAACUUUCUGCUUUUAAACAGGCAAAGGAAGACUCUGCCUCAGUGAAAUCUUUGGACCUUCCUUCAAUUGGUGGGAGUAGUAUUGGUAAAGAGGACUCAGAAGAUGCCUUAUCCGGUCAGUUUGACAUGAAGUCAGCAGAGGUUGGUGGUGAUUUGAAGCAUGUGUUGUCUGACAGCUCGCUGGAUUUACCACCUGUCAUUGGUCAGCCGCCUCCAGUUACAGAUAUGGAUGACUUUAAAUUUGACCCCUUUGGUAACUUCAGUAAUGGUUCUGCAGUGAGCAGUCUAACCAGUUAUGAUUGGUCUGAGAAGGAUGAUUUUGGCGCCCAGAUGAAGAAGCAGCCGCCGUUCUUGCUCAACUCUGAAGGCAGCUCCUUGUCCUCCACCUCAGUGCUUCAGAAGAAAGAGACCUCUUUCGGUAGCUCCGAGAACAUCACUAUGACAACUGUCUCCACGGUAACAACAUUCUCAGCUGAUGAUGCAAGUUCACAGCACAACUUUGAUGCUUUUGGAGACCUCAAAGAUUCUGCAGAACAGACUGAAGAGAAAAAAGGAGGCGGCAGUGAUUUGGGGGACUUUGCAGUUACUUCAUCCAGGGAGGGACAAAUAACUAAGCCUAAUGAAUCAAACCUGGAUGAAGCAGAGCAAAGGACUGCAGUCUCAGUCACAAAUGGGGUAUCUUCUGAGGGGACAAAAGCUGAAGUCUUUGAUGAAUUUGGAGAAUUCCAAAGCGAAAAGCCUAAAAUUAGUAAAUUUGAUUUUCUUGUGGCUAGUUCCCAGGGCAAGGUGAAGUCCAGUGAGGAAAUGAUCAAGAGUGAGAUGGAAACCUUUGACCUUUCAGUGCAAGGAUCUCAUAAAAGGAGUCUAAGUCUUGGGGAUAAAGAAGUAACCCAUGCAGUACCAGCUUCAGAACAGCCUUUCAGGGACAGAUCAAAUACUCUGAAUGAAAAGCCAGCGCCACUACCAGUCAUCAGGGACAAGUAUAAGGACCUAACUGGAGAAGUGGAGGAGAAUGAACGCUAUGCUUUUGAAUGGCAAAGAUGUUUAGAAAGUGCAUUACAGGUCAUCAGGAAGGCCAGUGAUACCUUGAAUGGAAUCAGCAGUUCAACUGUGUGUAGUGAAGUCAUCCAGUCAACACAAGGCAUGGAAUAUCUCUUGGGGGUGAUAGAGGUGUAUAGAGUGACCAAACGUGUUGAGCUUGGAAUUAAAGCAACAGCAGUAUGCAAUGAGAAGCUCCAGCAGCUGAUGAAGGAAAUAGAGAAGAUUUGGAGUAGCUUGAUGAUAUUCAUGUCUCUCACACCCCUCACGCCAGAUGAGAAUUCGCUGGAUUUCUCCUCCUGCAUUCUACGUCCCGGGAUUAAAAAUGCAAAAGAGCUAGCUUGUGGAGUGUGCCUGCUUAAUGUUGAUUCCAGAAGCAAGGAGGAAGAAAACUUGGAGGAUCAUCCUAGACAAGCCUUCAACUCAGAGAGUGACAAUUUUAAAUUGUCUUAUGGCGGUCACCAGUAUCAUGCCAGCUGUGCUAAUUUCUGGAUUAAUUGUGUGGAGCCUAAACCACCAGGCCUCAUCCUACCAGACCUGCUUUGACCUAUCUUCAUGGGAAUUGAAGGAUAUCAAACUUAAUUUAUCCGCUGCUUGCACAUCACUGACAUUUCACAUAAAUUGGAGGAUGUAACCCAUAAUGAAAAUCAACUUGCAACUUGUUUUAAGUAUAUUUAAUAUGCACCAAAGUUGUUUUGAAGUUAUUUACACAAGUCACUAUCUAAGAAAAAUUUAAGUUAUAUGAUUGCUGAAAGAUUCUCCUUCCAGAAAAUAUGCAGCAGUACUUCAGAUUCAAACAGACCUAAUGCUUAUCUGUCUGUUCUUAGGCACUUGAAGUCCAGGGUUGCAUUGCAGUUGAUAGAUACAGUGAGGCGGCAUUGGUAUAAAUGUUACAGGAUUUUAAAUGGGCAGACUUACUGGGAAGUGUUAGCCUCAUUUUGAUUUUGUAAUUAUAUGAAAGGAUACUAAAGUCUUUAUUUUAAAUGAUCUAAAUGUCUGAUAGUCAAAUGAGUUACGUCUCACUUCACAUCAUUUAGAUGUCCUUAACUUUCAAUAGUUCUUAGCGAAAAGUGAAUUAACUGGAUGAUGGUUGUUACGUGCUUCCUAACUUAAUGUGGUAAGGGAAAGCACAAAAUUUAUAAUGCACAGGUGGGCACAGAAUUGAACUAACAUCAAAACCUUGUACAGGUCCAUUUCCUCACUUUUCUUGAAUUCCAGGUAGAAAAUGGCAGAGUGGAGGUGAAGACUUAAAAACAUUUACAAAACAUAUCCAGCGGAUAUGUAUUGUGUUACUUGAUGGGACCAAUGAUCUUUGUAAUGUGAAAGCUCUUAGAAAUUGACCAAUCUAGUUAAUCGCUAUGUGAAUUUUAAAAAUCUCCCUAAAUGAUCACAUAGAGUAAGAUCUUGCAAACUGCAUUUGUUUGUUUUCUAAAAUAUAUGUUUGUCUAGACUGUCAAAUGCAACCACAGUUGAGCUCACGUUUGAGCUCAAUUUGAAGCAAUGGUUAUCAAAGUCCAUUGAUAUUCAGUGGGGGUAACUUUGUUAUUGGCAAUUGCUGUGAAAUGGAUCACAUGCAACCAGCUGCCUUCUAUGCAUUUCUCUGAUGAGAGAUGGAUAACAUGUAGCUAAGUUGAUAUUGUCUAUUUUACACCAUCACCCACAGCCAAAGUUUUCCUGAUAUAUCCACUAACUCAUAUUAAUAUAUCUUCUGAUAAUCUCAAAGUAUGCACAGAAUUAGUUUAAUUUAUGAAAAUGUCACCAGUGUAAAUUGUCAAAGUACACCACUAAAAUUGUAUUUGGGAAGGCAUUGAGGCAGUGUUGUGCUUUUUGUAGGUUCCUCUUGGUUGCAGUUUAAUGUUUAUCUAGAUCUCAUGCAGUUAAGAUGUCAUUAUUAAAACACCCCAGUUUCCCUGGGAAAAGAAUUCAGUGUUCUUGUGCAGUGUACAAAUUGAUAUGAAUUUUUGUUAGUACAGUUCAGCACUGCUUGGUUAAACAUUUAUAUUUAUUUAUAUGUCUAUAUGUAAAAUAUCAUUAAAAUUAUGCUUCUUUCCUUCCCUUUUAAUGCAGAUCUUACACUGGUCACUGUUAUGUUUGCGCAAUGAUUAGCUAACAAAGAGGAUGCUCAUUAUGGUGCAGUUCAUGAUGCACCUUAUUAAAAUGUGGAAUGCAUCAGCCAAGUAUUCCAGUAUCUCUGGAAUGGCUAUAUUGGUUUUGAUCACUGGUAUAUGUGUUGGGAUAAUGGCACUUCAUAGAAUUUGGUGUGUUUGAUUGUGCUUGUUGGGGAGCAUUGCAUGGCUAGAUUCUUUUCCUUGAAUAACCAUUACAAGCUUAAAUUCUUGCGGCAGAAGUUCAGUUUUAUAAUAAUAUGUCUACUUCAAGAAACAGUUUAAAUUGACUAAAUUUGCUGCUAAAAUAACAGAAAUAGAGUACGUUGAACUUUUAGUCUGAACUGAGCCAGGUGCAGUGAAAAUAAUAUUGAUCACUGUACAAUAAAUUCUGUGAAGGUUGCAAAAUUACUCUCCAUGAUCAUGUUAUUUUAUCUUUCAAGGACUCAGCUCUGACUUUGUCGAUUGAAACUUUUGCUAACUUUUGUGAAGAAAUAAAUAUGUGUUGAAUAUUUUAAGAUGAACUUCACUAUUAGUUGAGUGGACGGAAUGGAAGAAACAACUCCAGGCAGUAUUUGCAUUAUCUGCACGGUCUUUUAAACGAUACAACUCCAUUUUCUCGUCUGUAGUGUUUAAAUGAAGUACAGGAGCAACCUCAAUGCUUUCCCUGAGUUGGUUUUAAUCCGCCCUGUGUGUGAGGACUAGGGAUGGGGGCAAUGCAUCUUUUAAUUUAUCUUGUAUAUAAGAUGAGCAAUCUUAACUGUAAUUGCAUUUUAAUGUUAAUUUUACGUUUGUUAACAUUCUGUGGCAAUUGUUUUCCACGUGGUGUUUGUAAUCAUGGUGUGGUCAGGGAAGGGGCUAUUUCCAGACUUCCUUUGAUUGAACGAGUUUUUUGCUAAAUUUGACUGUCUGCAUCAUUUUGCUGAUUACUGGUAAUGGGAUAAAAUGCUUUAUGCUCAUUCAACAUGAGAGAUUAACAGCAUGAUUGAAAGUUUUAAAUGCAUCAUCAAUCGCAAUAUUGUAUUGCACCUCAAACCUUGCUGUUCGAGUUUGCAGGUAAAAUGUAUGUGUCACGUAUUGGCUACUUUUUCUUGGCAUGCAUUUCUAAAAAUGGACAUUGUUUAUUGUUUUGGCAUGCUUUUAAAUUAUAAUUUUAAUAAAGAAUGUAGGAUGAAAGUGUGUUUAUAAUCAUGUUAAUUGUCAAGAUUUUUGAUGGAUUUUUAAAAAAACUUAGUGAAGGUAAUGACUGUAACAGUCUCUCGUUAGCAAUUUAGUGUAAUUGGAUGGCAUUUCGCUGCAAUGACUCAGCACCAGAUUUAACAUCAGAUUGGGUUCCUCCUCAUUGCCAAGAACUCUAGUGUCCUAGGUUACUGUUUCCAAGGUGACGUUCUCGUUGCUGUAGAAACCAAGUGCUUCAUUACAGAAUGUGCAGCAGUCAUUCUUGUGCAGCAGGUUUCAUCCACUUGUGGAAACAUUAAUACUUCCUAUGUUUGAAAUUAUACUUCAGUAAAUUCAUUGGAAAAUCUCAGUUGUCCCCAUCAAGGAUGGAACUAAACACAAACUGUAUAUGCUGAAAAAUUUCGCAACAGCAAUUCAAAAAUCGAAAGCCACAUUUUUGAAAAUUUAGCAGUCUGUUUUUACUACAAGCUUUAGAUCCAUAAAUUAAAUCUGAACAAAAACUAUUUGCUUAGUUCUUUAUGUAGCUUUGUCUGUCACAAAAUUUUGAUGUUUGCAAUUAAGUUGGAGAUACACUUGAUGCAUUGAAAUUCUUAAGAAUGUGGAAUGCACAGGAUCGGGUUUAAAAAAAACUAUUGUGCCCUGUCCUACUUGGGAAUUAUCAUGUUGCAUAACACCUCUCAGGCAUCACAAUCAAAUUUUUCUUCAGGUUAUUUAUUUGUAAGAAUAUUAAGGUCAGCUUUACAGUAAAUCAAAAGAUGUGAUAUGGAAACUGGCAGCAUAGACUUUGUGUUUAAACAGAAAGCUUACCUCAGUUCUUCCCUUCAUAUCUUACUGUUCUCCAAGCCGUGCUUUGGUGUGCUUGAGUGGGUAGGAUUCUAAUCUUGGGUCUCUAUCAAUGUUGCUAUUGCUAUGAAUCAGCAGAGCCAAUCUGAAUCUUUUUGCAUUUUCGUCUGAAAGUGAAAACUGCUGAUUUUGGUAAUGGGAAGUUGGAGUGUAACAUGAGAACAGAAUACAUAAAUUUACAUAUUGAGUAUGGACUUGGAUCGAAAUAAUUUUAAAACUAAUUAUCUGUUCUGUCCACAGAUGCAGUUUGAUCUGCAGUGUUUCUGGCAUUUCCUGGUUUCUCUUUGUUUCCCAGAUUCUCCUACAUUUGGCCUAAUGGCUCUGAAUUAAGGAGAGAAAAAUUAGCUUCCAUUCCAGAUCUCCAUGAUGAGCACUAAGAUUGAGGAGGUGGUCACUGAUCAGAUCACGCUUGGCUGUGACAUUUUCUGCAUUCAGAAAUCCUUGAGCUUUCUUUUAGAGGCAUACACAGAAAUAACAACUAGUUAUAAAGAGGUCCUGGAAAUUUACAGUUUGUUGUGUCUGCACCAGUUCUCCCAAUGAGUAAUAUACUUUGUGCAGCACCCCUGUUUUCUCCCUGUAAUCCUGCAUGUAUUUCCUUUUUAGAUAUUAAUUCAAUUCUCUCUUGAAGGCUUCAAUUGAAUUUGCCUCUACCGUACACUUAUGCAGCACAUUUCAGAUCUGAACCACUUACUGCUUAGAAAUGUUUUUCCUCAUAUCUCCAUCGCUGUUUUUACCUCAUCCUUUGACCAAUGAGAAUAGGUUUUCCCUAUCAACUGUCUUGACUGCUCAUGAUUUUGAAUACCUCUGUCAAAUCUCCUCUCAAUCUUCUCUUUUCCAAAGAAUGUAAUCUGCCAAAUAAAAAUCUAUCUGAAGUUCUGAAACUUACAUUUAAACUCCAAUCUCAAUAAAUAUAGUUGGGGAAACAGUUCCAGAUUUCCAAUACUCUGUGUGGAAAAACUGCUUUCCAACAUUACCUCUGAAUGGUCUGGCUCUAAUUUUAAACUCUCAAUCUUCUGGGAUUCUUCAGAGAAAAUAGUAUCUUUCAUGAUACCCCUUUCAAAUUCUUUACUCAUUGUAAGUGCCUCAUAUAGAUCACCCCAUAAUCUUCUACAGAAGCCUAGUUUACACAGCCAGUCAUCAUUAACCCCUUAAUCCAAGGUCAUAAGUCAUAGAGGUUUACAGCAUGGAAAUGGGACGUUUGGUCCAACUUGUCUGUGUCCAGUUUUCACAAUUAAACUAUCUGUCUGCAACAAAAACAGAAAUUGCUGGAAAAGGUCAGCAGGUCUGGCAGCAUCUGGGAAGAGAAGUCAGAGUUAAUGUUUCAGAUCUGGUGACCCUUCCUCAGAACAGUUCUGAGCUUUUCUAGCAAUUUCUUUUUUUGUUUCUAAUUUACAGCAUCUGCAGUUCUUUUUGGUUCCUGUUUGUCUGCAUUUGGUCCACAUCCCUCCAUACCAAUCCCAUUCAUGUACUUCUCCAAGUGGUAAUGCUUUUAAUCCUCCCAAGGCCAGUAUAUCCCCUGAGAUGUACUCCAAAAGCAAAGGUUCAGUCUGAUCAGCAGGAGGAAUGUUGCAAUUAACUGCACUACUCGGGUCUGAGGAGGGGAAAAUCAGUCAGGAAUCUGGCAGUCAGGAUAUCUAACAGUCCCUGUUUGUUUGAACAUUGUAGAUGUGGAUUGCCCAAGACCUAAUAGUCUACUAAAAGUCACUUCUAAACUCAACUGGCAACUCCUUGUGUGUGAUGGAGUGGCUGCUGUUACUUUUCUGAAGCAAACUGGCAAAAAGAAUUAGUGGAAAAGCCCCUCUCUCCAGUGAUGUUGUUGUUAACUCAGUGGAAUUUUUUUAAAAAUUCAUUUACGGAAUGAGGGUAUCACUGACUAGGCAGCAUUUAUUGUGCUUCCGUAAUUGCCCAUAGGGUAGUUAAGAGUCACAUGUAGGCCAGGCAAGGAUGGCAGUUUCCUUUCCUGAAGGAUAUUGGUGAAACAGAUGGGUUUUUCCCCCAGUAAUCAACAAUGGAUUCACAUUCAUCAUUAGAUUCUUAAUUCCACCAUCUGCUGUGGUGGGAUUUGAACCCAGGUCCCCAGCAUGUUGUCUGGUUCUCUGGAUUAACAGUCCAGUGGUAAUACCACUAGGCCAUCGCCUCCCCUGUAAUCCAGAACAUUGGAAUUUAAAUCCAACUGUGGUGAAGGAGAAUUUGAAUUCCGUUUAAAAACAAAUCUGGAAAUCCUAAAGAGUUGAUUUCUUUUUUAAAAAAGAUCAUUAUUGGAUUGUCAUUAAAUCUCUGAUUUAUUAAGACCUAUAGAGGAAAAAACCUACUAAUCUUACCCUGUUUGACCCGAAUGUGACUUCAGUCCAAACUGUUUGACUCUUAACUGUGUUCUGAAAUACUUGGCAAAUCAUUCAGAGCAAUUACGUCUAGACAGUGGAUAUCAGAGGCAUCACACCAUAAGGCUAAAUAAUUUAACGAGAAUUCAGAUACACCCAUAUACUGUUGAGCUUUGAAUGUAACUGUGUUAAUUCUGAUGAAGAGUCACUGGACUCAAAACAUUAACUCUGUUUUCACCCCACAGAUACUGACAGAUCUGCUGGGUUUCACGAGCAAUUUCUGCUCUUGUUUCAGAGAUCCAGCAUCUGCAGUUCUUUAUUUUAUUAAGAUACACGCUUUUGUACUUGUUACCUCAAAGUGCCUCCUUGCAUUUGUUCUGCCUCAGUUGUCCAGAAACUCUUCAAAAGUUAAGUCAAUUAUAUUUAAACAGGGUGAGAUCUUGUGCUUUGCAAGAACUUUGGCAAGUGUAUCAAUUUACUAUGUACUUGAUUUUUCAGAAUUAUUCUAUUGGUAGUGUAAAUCUUGCUUAAAUUAGUAAAAUUAGAUUGCAGGAACUAGGUGUAAACUGCAGAAUAACAAAGUGU